AGUAGCAUGGCGUUGAUGGAGAGGGAAGACUGUGAAGACGGAGCUCCUUUAACGGCAAUGGCAAAAAACCACUUUGAUAUUGAUAGCCAAAUGAUCUUUACCAGUAUUAAUGUUUUAUCGUUAAGAAACAGAGCUGGAUUACUAACACUUCAUCGCCAAAAUCAGCGAUUCUACUUACCUGCUUUCAAACAGAAAUUGCCGACUCUCUUCCUCUGCAUCUUUAUCUCUAGCCUUUCCAUUUCCUGAACCCAGGUUGGGGGUUCAGAGUUUCCGACAUCCUAAACUUCCGGUCCAUACACACUUCCUUUAUCUUUCUCCCGUUUAUCUUCUCUCCUCCAAAACCAUCUACACUCCUCCAAUGACGCAGCCUCCGCCGCCUAAUCGUCAUCGUUCUGGUUCCGACCGCCGAAUCAUCGAUAACAAUGGCCCUGACCUUCGAGUUUACCAAGCUUGGAGAGGCAGCAAUAUAUUCUGCUUUGGGGGUAGACUUAUAUUUGGUCCAGAUGCGAGGUCGCUAUUCCUUACGGUAAUCAUUCUUCUAUUCCUUACAUCUUCACAAGAUCCUGGAAUUAUUCCUCGUAACCUCAAUCCUUCCGAUGGAGAUGGCUCAAGUAUGUCUACAGAUUGGCAAGCGAUUCAUGGUGUUGGUUCUAGUUUACCACCCAUGAAAGAUGUUUUGGUUAAUGGGAUAGUAGUCAAAAUCAAAUACUGCCAAACAUGCAUGCUAUAUCGCCCUCCAAGAUGCUCUCAUUGCUCUGUAUGCAACAAUUGUGUUGAGCGUUUUGAUCAUCAUUGUCCAUGGGUGGGGCAGUGUAUUGGAAAGAGAAAUUACAGAUUCUUCUCCAUGUUUCUGUCCUCCACAACCAUGCUUUGUCUCUACGUUUUUGCUUGUUGCUGGUUGAAUGUCUGGAGGAUAAUGGGCAUUUAUGAUUGUAAUCUCGGGAGGGCCUUUCUGAAGUCUCCCUUUUCAGGAAUUCUGAUAUUAUAUACAUUCGUAUGUUAUUGGUUUGUUGGAGGCCUCACUGCAUUUCAUCUGUAUUUGACAUGCACCAAUCAGACAACGUAUGAGAAUUUCCGAUAUCGUCAUGAUGGAAAGAUGAAUCCUUAUAACCUUGGUUGUGUGAAUAAUUUUAUAGAUAUUUUUUUCUCAGAAGUUCCCAAAUCAAAGAACAGUUUCAGGGAAAAGAUCAAGGGGGACUCAUAUUAACUUAAUGCCACUUCAAUGUCAGUGGGGCAUUCCUUGAGCUCAGAUAUAACCAAAACUAGCUUUGAUGUAGAAGUGGCAAAACGGCAAGCUGUUGCUGAUGAGGAUUUUGAAGAAAUGCAAAACCAUAUUUACAGUGUCGGUGGAUUGGACAGUUGCGGGACCCAACCAAGACACACAAAUCAGGAUCAUAAGGCCAUCUGGGAGUUAACACCUGAUAUACAAAUGUUGGCUGCUGAGCUUGAAUAACACCUGAUAUACAAAUGUUGGCUGCUGAGCUUGAAUUGGAGCAUGGCUUAAGAGAUAGAAAAUUUCUCGAGAUCAUUAAAGUUGUUUGUACUGUGUAAAUUAUGCGGGAGGAAAGCAUUCAUAUCUCAAAGGCCAAAGCCAUAUGACAUUCUCUUACUGGGUCUGGGCUAGUUGGAACUGGCCGUUGACAUGCCAUUCAACUGGAAGGAUGAAAGGGAUGUUAUAUGCUUCACAUUUCUCUAAGAGAAAAAGGAAAGGCAUUCUCGUGCUUGAUUAGGUAUGAAGGGUUACAUAAUGUAAAUCAAACUGUGUUAUUUUGGGAAUGUUGUGCUAUUAUGUGUUCAAUUUUCAGGAAAUUUAGUUGGCUGUUAA
Messenger RNA from Hevea brasiliensis (rubber tree), 1825 nucleotides. RefSeq names its product probable protein S-acyltransferase 7. Gene Ontology annotation, biological process: protein targeting to membrane; peptidyl-L-cysteine S-palmitoylation. The coding region runs from base 359 to 1207 and encodes 282 amino acids. NCBI's taxonomy places the organism in Eukaryota, Viridiplantae, Streptophyta, Magnoliopsida, Malpighiales, Euphorbiaceae. The transcript is spliced from 5 exons. Gene Ontology annotation, cellular component: endoplasmic reticulum; Golgi apparatus. Gene Ontology annotation, molecular function: protein-cysteine S-palmitoyltransferase activity. The record is from RefSeq and is a predicted model, not a curated record.